Molecule: messenger RNA, 5165 nt
Organism: Branchiostoma floridae (Florida lancelet)
Lineage: Eukaryota; Metazoa; Chordata; Leptocardii; Amphioxiformes; Branchiostomatidae
Product: TBC1 domain family member 25-like
Exons: 4
Coding region: 1032-3008 (658 amino acids)
Biological process (GO): regulation of autophagosome maturation; activation of GTPase activity
Cellular component (GO): autophagosome
Molecular function (GO): GTPase activator activity; protein binding
Source: RefSeq, a predicted model, not a curated record
GUUCGUACAGCUUGCCCACGUGUGCCCAGAGGGGCUGCAAAAAACAGGUCUUACUGCUGUGAAGGUCUCCCUGAGAUUACACCAACCAUUCAGCUGGAAAAUCCAAGGACAUGUUUGCUAUGGGAUUUCUAUAGUCUGUCAACUACAAAGAAAGUCCUGUUUUGUUUUGAGUAGUAGUAAUGAGUACAGGUAUUAUCUAAGCAUAUCUGUACCAAUACAGUACCAUUGUAUCUCUGCUGUAUGUGCAUGUUUGAUUUGAAAUGAUAAGUAUCAUAUUUUUCCUCAUUGAUAUGCUAAUCCAGUAAAGUUCUUUGGUAGUUCUGCAUAAUGAGCAAACUGCAUUCAUGUAUAGCACACCAGUUUUGUACAGUAGGUACAAGCAGUAUAAGACUGGACUGUAAGUUUUCACCCACUCACACAGUCACACUGGGAAGGAUCCCUACUCUUUUCCAUAAGUGUGAUUUAUAAUGUAUGACCACUGGACCACUAGCUUUAUGUCCCAUUGGAGGAGACAUCCCAAACAGAAGAUUUUGCACUUUUCUGAGUGGAGUGAGGAAUUAGGCAUAAAGUACAUCUCCUAAAGGCAUAACACUAGUUUGCUAGGGAUUCAGGCCCAGAAAAUAUCAUAGGUUUUAGGUCAAUAACCCUACAUGCAGGCCUAAUUAUAACCGCAACACUCCACCUGACGCUACCUGGCUCCAGCUCCUGACUCCGCCCUUUCCCAAUGCCUUAGGGAGAAAACAGACACCUGACAUGUCCAGUUGUGCAGGUUUCUCUACCAUUCAGAUCUGUUUGAAUUGCUCUCUUUAUGUCUGCACUGAGAGUUGCAGUCAAGAAAGCCAAGUUGUCUUCAUAGAUGCAGUUUGUAGAAUUUCUGUUGGAAUCUGGAUUGCAUCUUUACAUGGUGUUCUGUGUUCAGAGAAGAAGCCAUAUACUGACUAUAGUUGUACUUCUGCAAGGCUAGACGAUUGGACUUGCUUUGUAUGUUACAGUCUUGUAACAGGCUGGCUUUUGUCCUAUAAAGUACACGCAUGGUUAAAAAGGAACAGUCGGAAAACUCUACGAGCAUGUCGGACAAGUUGGUGAAAAGUGGACGGACAUUCCAAAAGCAUGGUGACUUCACCAUCAGCUACCUAUCCCAUGAUUCCGAGGGGCAGGAGGUGUGGCUGUCGCUGCUGUCGGACUGGGACCUGGACGCCGCGUUCAUCUCGUCCUCGCACCCGUACCUCCGCCUCAGGGUGGACGCGCGCCCAUUCGAGGACGGCCCGAUGCCCAAUAACAUGAAAGUGAAGCUGAAGCGCAGGUUUUCGUUGAUGCCCAAGUCCAAACCAUCCAUUGUUGAGUUCACGGGGCACAAAGCCCUGGAUGACUGGGACAUCAUCUCAUCUAAGGACACCCCAGAACCCGUACCCCAUCCUGUGGUCCCCAACGUUCCCAACAAUCGACAGAAGCCCCCGACCCAGCCCUUCCGCCGCUCGCUCUUCAGCUCGGUCCAGACCACGCUCACCAAGAUGACACAAGUUCUGUCCUUCAACGACACCAAGGAGGAGGAAGAUGAGAAGCCAAUGAAACCAGCACUCUCUGACACAGAGUUCCACUCCUUCCUGGAUGAGUCUGGCCGGCUGAUUCGCCCGGAGGACUUGAGACUGAGAAUAUACCACGGCGGGGUGGACCCUGCGCUGCGGAAAGUCGUGUGGAGACACCUUCUGAACGUGUACCCCGCGGGAAUGGGCGGGAAGGAGAGGAUGGACUACAUGAAACGGAAAGCAAACGAGUACCUCAAGCUGAAGGCCAAGUUCUUGGCCCAGGACACGGAAGAAGCGCAGUUCGUGAAAAACAUGGUCAAAAAGGACGUGCUGAGAACUGACCGCACGUUGGACUUCUUUGCCGUGCCAGACGAGCACCCCAACAUCACGGCUCUCUCCAACAUCCUGACAACGUUUGCGCUGACCCACCCCGACGUCUCCUACUGUCAGGGCAUGAGCGACUUCGCGUCCCCCCUCCUGGUGACCAUGCGUGACGAGGCCCAGGCCUACGUCUGCUUUUGUGCGCUGAUGAAUCGCAUCAAGCCCAACUUCAUGCUGGACGGGGAAGCCAUGACACACAAGUUCCAGCACCUCACAGAACUCAUGCACUGCGUCGCCCCAGAGUUCACCGAAUAUCUGUACAAGCAACAGGCCGAGGACCUGUUUUUCUGCUACCGCUGGAUGCUUCUAGAACUGAAGAGGGAGUUUGCCUACUACGACGCCCUGAGAAUGUUGGAGGUGAUGUGGAGCUCCCUGCCGCCCAGCCCACCACAGAAGGACUUGGAACUGAUCGACAACGUUGCACUGAUGGCCAACCUCUCUAUCGCCAGGUACCCUUACAACGAGGCCGACAGGCGACAGAAGGGUCGAAGGUCGUCCAGCUCGUCCAACCAGAGCAACAGUCCAAAGUCACGUGAGCACAGAAUGCCCAAUAGGAGAGGUCGUCGGAGGGCGUCUUCCAACUCUGACAAGGAGGAUGGAAACCACAACAGCAUGGUGGAUGGGCGAGGGAGCCGCAUGCCAUCAAAAGACAUGGAGUCAAAGUCCACCAACAGAACAACGCAACAGAUAACCCAUGGUAGCUCCUCCUCAGCUCAUAGCAACGGUAAGAGUUCUCUGGUCCCCAACGGACCCAAAGCAGCCAUACCCAACGGCGAACUUCCCAGCCCCGCCCGCAGCCCCAUGGUCUUCAAGAAACAGCUGAACGGCCUGUCCAUGUCGUCCCUCCCACCCCCGGACAAGUUUGGGUACGGGAACCCCUUCAUGCUGUUCCUGUGUCUCACCAUCCUACUGCAGCACCAGGACAUCAUCAUGCGGGAACAGAUGGACUAUAACGACAUCGCCAUGCACUUCGACAAGCACGUGCGCAAACACAACGUCAACAAGGUGCUCAACAAGGCACGGACUCUGUUUGCCGAGUACUUAAAGGCACAACUACAGAAAUCUGCAUCAAGUAACGGCAGUGGGCCUAACCAAUGUUAGGGCUCUAACCAACUUCCAUCUUGCUACCGGUCUGCAUGCAUCAGAUUAGCACAACUACCUGGCCAGAAUAUCAUGACUACUUCUUUAUGUGUCAAUCCCUGUACGUCUGCUUACGUGGAAAAAUGGCAGAAAAAAGAAAAAUCCUCUACAGCUGUUGCAGUUAUGUACACACACAUAUUACUUAGUUCAUUGACAGGUAUCCUGAUACAAUGUUAACAGUCUUUGCUUAUAUCCAACAUAAUAACGAUAACUUUGUUGCCAUACUUUGAGAAGGAAAUAUACAAUAAUCUACAAAUUGCUUUUGGACAAAUGUGCAAGAGAGCUUUGUGAAGAGUUUUUCCAAUCACUCACUCAUGAAAAGCAAAGCACUGCUAUGGGCCCGGACGUAUGAUUAUACAUGGGGUAUUCCAGGAGUGGUCGUACAUGUAGGCCACAAAAUUCAACUGUCUUGUUUCGUCAAAGGUCGUGUCUUUGUUGGCAGAUGAUUCUGUCACGGACGGCUUGAGAAUUCCACGGCAUCAAAAUCGUACAAGGAGCUAGGACUCAUGUGAUUAUGUUGUUAGUCAUUAUCCCUAGAAAAGGUCAGGAGCAUUGAACAUAUUUUUCAUCAUACAUGCUGUGUCACCUUCUUAGUACAUGUGUUCCAGAGACACUGACUGUUGGUAACAUUGCAAAGCUGGCCCAUAUUCCAAUUUUAUGGACUUCUGGCAUGGUAGACAUAAAACUAGCAGCUAUUACUAUUCUGAUACUGAUAAGCUAGAUGUUGUCCAUAACUUUUAAAAACAAAGUCAUUCUUUAUAAAGAUUUAUAUGCUAUUUCUGUACCCAAACUAAAGCUCUUACCAACGUACUUUCAAUCUAUUGUCUGAUUCUUUUCAAGUAGAAAUUAUCCAAAGCCCAUGUCAUGUGACCUGAAGUGGCACUGGCAACUUUUCAAAGUUGGAGGGUUGAAAGGCUCUGACGCUAUAACUGCUUUCACUCCACACAGUAGGGUAUCCUACUCGCUGUCCAAUCCUUACCCAAUCUAAAGUCAGAGAAUCGCCUUGAAUUCGGUAGGAAUAUUCUGUGAAAGCCUUUGAUACUACGGAGGAUAGCACCCAGGCUAGUUCUGCCAGGCCAAUGGGUCAAAAACUUUCAAGAAUAGAUGCUUCAAAUUUGACAAAAAUCAAAGAACUGAUAGAAGGUUGUUGGUAAGCACUUUACUCUGUGUACAGAGAUAAUAAAAUCUUUAUAAUGCAAUUACCACCACUGACACAGAUGAACUUUCAUUGGAGAAUGAGGUAGUACCUUUCUAUGACUGACCAGGAUUGAAGUUGCAAGAUAUGCAUAGAAUUAAUGAGCAAAACAAUGGGCCAGGGGUGGACUUGAUGUUCCAGCCCUGCAGCUGAUGCUGUAAUCAUGUAAUGUUACAUGUAAAAUGCUAUUUUGUAGCUACCUAGAUGCAGUAGUCUAGUAUACGUCCAAGCAAUCCGUCACCAAAGUGCCAAUAUUAAGGAAAUGUGCAUCUAAACAUCGAGCAUGAUGAAAAACAUUUUAUUGUAAGUGUUUGAUCUUGGUGCAGUAGUAGGCUAAGAAUACAUGCAUGGCACAGAGUGAGUAGAGGAGCUGUUCCUUGUUGCUCUAAUCUCUGGCUACAACAACUGGAAAAAAUAGACAAGAUAUAAAGUAAUUUAUUGUAAAUACUGUGCAACAUUCCGGGCAGUGUGCUAUGAGGCCAUAAGUAAAUUGCAACAGAGAGGACGUUGGUAAAGAUAGUACUACAACGUUACUUUCCAUUGCAUUAUUCUAAAAGAAUACAAAUCAUGUUCUCUGCUGAUUUUUAUGAUCUUGUAAAAGUUAAAUUCAAGUAAGAUUUGAAUUAGGGUAUGUGUUAAAAAUCUUUAUAAUUAUAAGUGUAUGUUGUAAAUAUGUAUCUAAUGAUAAGGUGAGAUUGUUGCAGGUUUAGGGACAUGUGCUUGUGAUUUUAGUGUACAUAACAUUAUAUAAGUCAGGCAAACCGGCAUGUAAACUAUUCUACAAAGAGUCAUUUUAAGGGGAGCCCAAAUUGUAAGAACUCUACUUUUACUGAGAAGUACCCAAGCCAUGGCAGCCGGCAAUGUCAAAUAUAAUCCAGGGUCGACUAUGUUCAUUCAAUAAAGCUGGAAUGAUUCUCUUCAUA